UCACGCUGUAAUUUUCGGCUAGUGGGUGGAACCUAAGCCUCCUUCCAUCCUUCUCAUUGGUGAGCUGCAGUAGACUGAGACUUUAUUUCAAGUUUUUAUCUCAAUCUACAAGGUAAUCUCUGUAAGAAUUGGUGCUCUGUGAAUUUCCCAGCAGGGCGGGGGAGGGGAGAGAUAAUCUCUGAGCUGUUGAGAAAAGAAUGCAGAAGGAGAAAGGGGAGGAAAACACUUUUGAAAAGCUGUGAAUUUUCCUCAAGGGUUUACUUUCAGACAAGUGGCUACUAAUUAUUAAAUGGGACACACAUGAAAGUAAGCAACUGCACAAGGAAGUGAAGCUAAAGACUGUAAAUUUGUGCUUCUGUACGUGUGAUUUGUAUUCUUAAAUACCUCAGCAUGAUUGUAGGAAGAAAAAUCAUUGGCACCAUGGAGUCAGUCUGGUGAUCUUUCAGAUCACGAUAAAAUGAAAAGGCAUUAUGUUCUUCAGAGGCUCGUGGUGUGAUGGUCAAGAAGAUGCACUAAUCAUCCCAACAUAAAAGGUGUAGACACUUGGAUGCAUUUCAACAGGUUUCUUUAAAACAUCAAGUGCAGCAAAGAACUCUUAGGUGGAAGGAAGAAGAAACCAUUGGCCUAGUUCUGAACUAGAGCCUUUUUGGGAAUACCCGUUGGGACAUCAAGAAGAUAACAGAAGGUGCAACAGAAUGACCGUGGUCCAGGAACUCCUUCGGGCCAGAAACCUGCUACUCGUUAUCCUUAUUCCACUCUUGUUGCUUCCUUUGCCACUCACGUACCCCAGUAGCGAAGCCUCAUGUGCCUAUGUGCUGAUAGUGACGGCGAUAUACUGGGUUUCAGAGGCAGUGCCUCUCGGAGCGGCAGCUCUUGUUCCUGCUUUCCUCUAUCCACUGUUUGGCGUCAUGAAGUCCAGUGAGGUGGCUGGAGAAUACAUCAAGAAUACCACAUUGCUUCUCAUGGGAGUAAUUUGUGUAGCAGCCUCUGUGGAAAAGUGGAACCUACACAAACGGAUCGCCUUGCGUAUGGUGAUGAUGGCAGGAGCAAAGCCUGGCAUGUUGCUCCUUUGUUUUAUGUGCUGUACCACAAUCUUGUCCAUGUGGCUUUCCAACACCUCUACCACAGCCAUGGUGAUGCCCAUUGUUGAAGCAGUGCUACAAGAGCUAGUGAAUGCUGAGGAAGAUCGGGAGGUGAACAGUGCCACAGGCAACGCUGUCCUAGAAGACAGAGAGACAAUAGGUCUCGGUGACAAACAUGGGCAAACCUCAUUGGAACUCAUUUUCAUCAACGAGGAUGCGACAACUGCUGACUUCAACUCUCUGAUGCAUUCAAAGAACAUGAAUGGUGUGCAUAUGAUAGCUAACACAAUUGGAACGGUGAAUUCCAAACCAAAUGGACAGCAUCGCGCUCAGGCUCAGAUCCUUGUCCUGCCACCCCAGCCUCAAAAUGUGGACCGUGAUGGUAAACUCCAGUAUCCAUCCAAGCAUGAUCGUAUGGUCUGCAAGUGCCUUUCUCUGAGCAUCUCCUAUGCAGCAACCAUUGGUGGACUCACAACCAUCAUUGGCACCUCCACCAACCUCAUCUUCCUGGAAUAUUUUAACAACCAUUAUCCCAAUGCUGAUGUAGUGAAUUUUGGAACCUGGUUUUUAUUCAGCUUACCCAUCUCCCUCAUCAUGUUGGUGCUGACCUGGUUCUGGAUGCACUGGCUUUUCCUGGGCUGCAAUUUUAAAGAAACAUGCUCAAUAAGCAAGAAGAAAAAGACCAAACGGGAAGAGAUGUCGGAGAAGAGAAUCCAAGAAGAAUAUGAAAAACUGGGAAAUAUUAGCUAUCCCGAGAUGGUGACUGCUGUCUUUUUUAUCUUGAUGACGUUGCUCUGGUUUACAAGGGAGCCUGGAUUUGUACCAGGCUGGUCCUCUUUAUUUGAGAAGAAAGGCUAUCGGACAGAUGCCACAGUUUCUGUUUUCCUUGGGUUCCUCCUAUUCUUGAUUCCAGCAAGGAAACCGUGCUUUGGGAAAAAAGCAAAAGGAGAUGUCACAAAUUCUACAGACGUUAACUCAGGAGGUGCAAUCAUCACUUGGAAGGACUUUGAGAAAACAAUGCCAUGGGAGAUUGUUGUUCUGGUUGGAGGAGGUUAUGCUUUAGCAGCUGGCUGCAAGAAUUCUGGUCUUUCCACAUGGAUUGGGCGGCAGAUGUUGUCCUUGAGUAGCCUUCCUUCUUGGGCUGUCAGUCUGCUAGCCUGCCUCCUGGUAUCCAUAGUAACGGAGUUUGUCAGUAACCCAGCCACCAUAACAAUCUUCUUGCCUAUUUUAUGCAGUAUGUCAGAAACUCUGCAAAUCAACCCUCUGUACACCCUGAUCCCUGUCGCUAUGUCCAUCUCUUUUGCAGUGAUGCUACCAGUGGGCAACCCUCCAAAUGCCAUUGUCUUCAAUUAUGGACACUGUCGGAUCAAAGAUAUGAUCAAAGCUGGCUUUGGUGUCAACGUGAUUGGUCUAGUGGCUGUGGUGUUGGCCAUAAAUACCUGGGGAAUUAGACUCUUUGAAUUGGAUAAGUUUCCAGAAUGGGCUAUAACUGGCAACAUCACUGGCCCACUGUAAGGAGAAAUUUUAAAAAACAAUACCACUGGAGCAUCGUAUUUGCACAUACAUCAAGAAAGGAAGACACUUGAGUAUAUAUUCAUUCAGCAGCCAGAACUGAAUAAGAAGUUAACCUUAGCUGAGGUUCUCCAAAGGAUCAUCAUAUCUUCACCAUCUAGUACUUUCCUUAUUUUUCAAGACUAUAAUGGAAUGGAUUUGUUCUCCUUUUCCCUUCCUGUUAUUUCCACAGAAAAUUCAUCACUAGAACAUUUAACCAAUAUUCUUUUUUACUUGAUGAAUUAUAUACUUAACUCAUAGUGGCUAUAGUCCUGCAUUUAUAGAUUGUUUUAAAGGGUGUAUUUAUAUGUAUAUACAUACAUUUUUUUAAAAUGUAGAAAAUUGUAUAUGGUUAUUUUAUAAGAAUCAUGAAUUAUUUGAGCAUCAGAUUGAUCCAGGGAAGAGGGAGACCUGCAUCAGGGUCUCAAGCAUUACCGGUCAGCAGUAAAAGCUUGGGAAACAUACGCUGUCCAAUCUCACAGUAAAAGUUUAUAUUUUUUAAAUUAUAUUUUCUGUAUUAGUGAAAUCACAGCAUGGAUUUGGGGCAAUUUUUUGCUAUCUGUUCCCAAAUAUCUACUUCUUUUUGUGUGCGUUACUUUAUGAUCAACAAAACUGACCAUAAUAUCCAGCCUAGGGAAAAGCCCUGAAGAGUUUUGCUGACUUUUUUGUGACUUUUUAUUUGGGGCCAAUAAAGAUAUUAUUCUGCUGAUCUUUGGUUACAUGGGCCAAUGUCGUUGCCAUUCAUUUGGAAAAUGCACCGAUGCAUUCUAAAGGUUUUUGUUUUUCUAAACAUUUUCAUUGAAAAAAUCAUGAAUUGUUUCCCUGCAGUCAUUUUUUUUCUCGCAGGUUCAGACUCAGUGGGCAAAAUAUCUAGAUGGCUUGAUUAUUCCCCAAUAGCAGAGCACCUGCAGCUUCUGGUGAUCAUUAGCUUGCUGACACUUAUUCUAGCUUCUGGGCCUCUCCAAUAAUGUGCCAAAAUUUUCUUUUUUAAAA
This is a messenger RNA of Pogona vitticeps (central bearded dragon), 3626 nucleotides long. RefSeq names its product solute carrier family 13 member 4 (gene SLC13A4). The record is from RefSeq and is a predicted model, not a curated record. NCBI's taxonomy places the organism in Eukaryota, Metazoa, Chordata, Lepidosauria, Squamata, Agamidae. Gene Ontology annotation, biological process: transmembrane transport. Gene Ontology annotation, cellular component: plasma membrane. Gene Ontology annotation, molecular function: transmembrane transporter activity.